AUGGACACCUUUGGCACUAAGUUAAAGCAGAAGGCUCUGAAGCAACCUAAGCAGAAGAAAUCCAAGUCGGCUGAAUUUCUGAUGGGGGAAGAAGAGAGGGACGCAGUGGUAGGCAUCGAAAAUCCAGCUUUUAAUGGAGGAGGAAGUGCCGAGCCUUCUGUUCCUCUGGUUUGGGUGGGAAGAGAAAUUCGAGGUGACAGGCCGGAUAGCACCCUUGCAGCUCACCCAAAAAAAAUGGAGCUGCAAGCCCCUGCCAAAGAAAGAGGAGAUGAACAUGCCCAAAAUUACUUUGACCCAUCGUCGGCUGCGCAGGCGGACACGAGACAUUGCAGGAUGGCUGGGGCCAGCGCUGAAGAUGAGCUGGAAUUAACAUUAUUAAAUGCAGAUGAAAACAGACUGUAUCACACAAUGGCCGCACUGUUGGAUGAGGACGACACCUUCAUAGACAUACCUGGUACACUGCAAGCCUCCGGGGAUGAGGAGGUGUUGGAGGUGAAGUCAGGUGAUCCGGUGCUUCAGCGGCGACUGAUGCUCCACAGUGGUGGUCGUGCCUCGGGCCCCGGCCCCUCCCAGCCCCACGCCACUGCCAGGACCCAGUUUGAGACUGGUGCUGGGCUGGAAGUGGAAGCUGGACCCGAAGCAGGGAGGAUGGUAAUGGGCAGCGAGAGCACUGUAAAAAUGAGGAUAGCUGAGGAGGUGAUCCCCCACUACACCCAGCAGCUGAGGGCGCGUGUGCAGCCUGACAUGAUCACGCUUGGCAGCCUUUCACUGCAGCAGAUGAACCAGAGCACGACUCCCCAGCCUGUGGAGGUGUGCGUGUGCUGCCUAAGAGCCGCCAGGGACAAACUACCCAGGGGCCUCUACGCCGUCAGCCUGUCCCUGUACAGUCGUCUCGGGGGUUCAGCUCUGGCUUGGCGCGGGGAGAAGGAGGAGCAACAAUGGGCUGUGACCACCGAGCCGGUCGAGCAUCGGGGCCGCUUCCACGACACCAGCCUGCACAUUAACCAGAGCCUGUUCACGAUUUUACCCGCAGCCCGUGAGGUCGUCCCCUCCAUGGCGCUGAUAUUCCAACUGAUCGCUCUGCCGGGAGCCAGCAGCCACGUCAGCUCUGUGCUGGCGUGGGGGGCAUUUCCUGUUUGCGGCCCGGGCCUCGGCCUCGUGCAGGGCAGGUUCAAGACGCCUCUUCUCAGGGGGGAGCCCAACACACAACUGGACCAGUUUAGAAAAAUUGAAGGCCUCCUCUCCUCUGAUCUCGACCACUGGCUGUGCAACAUGUACUUUCAGGUCAAAAGGCUCCCGUCUGGGGGGCCGGAGCGCGGCACCACUGCACUGCCCCCCCCUGCUAACCCACCAGUGGUGCCCCGGCCCGACGGCCAACGCGACCCGCUCCAGAGCCAGCUUCCACUGCAGCCCCAGCCCUCGUCCCAGCCACAGCUUUGCACCCAGUCCAUCCAUCCCCAGUCCCUGUCAUACCCCCAACAGCAGCCUCACGCGGGCCCCAGCGGCGGAGCAGGAGAGCCCGCUGCGGUGUAUUCUCACCGGGGGUCUCCUCUCCACCUGUCAGCUGAUUCCGCGUGCUCCUCCUCCUCUCUGCCAGGUAGGGAUCCACCGCCCAUUUCUGGGAACCCAGGCGAGAAGGGGGAUCCGUGCGGCAGGGUGAGAGCAGAGGGCGGAAUCCACUACAAGAAGAAGCCAAUCAAGAAGACAAAUAGCUGCGGCCCCAGCGUGAGCAGCGGCAGCGCGCCGCCUCGGCAGGCAGGCAAACAGAGGAUGCGGCAUUCGGUGGAGAACCUCUCCACGGAGGAGAUGGAGGAGUAUACAUUCUCCCUACAAUCACCAGUGACGGGACCCGCCGCCCGCCCCCCCCGCCUGUCCGACCGAGCCCGCCUGGCCCUGCACAUGCUGUCCUCCGACCUGGGCCUGCCGUUGCCGGGGCAACAGCAGCCUGGGCGUACGAGCUGGCGCGGCUCCGUUCGGCAGCUCGGCCUCAUUAUGCUGCUGAUGGCUUUGAUGUGGUUUGUGAGGCUCUACCUGCAUUACUGCAGCCAGUGGCUCUACCUCCAGGCCAUAGCAGUUCCUGUCAACAAGUUCCAGUUCCACGCACACACCGUGGAGCUUGUAUACCAGAGUUCCUUGCUCCACAUCUGGGAGGAGAUGGCGAUGCUGGUGGUGGGUCCCCUGACCUUGAACGCAUUAACGUUCCUGCUGGUUCUGAUCAGAUGGGGCUGUCAACAGAUAUUUGGCUCACUCCCUUCCUUCACGUCAAAGUUUAUCAUGGCUCAGGGAGUGUGGACAGUCCUCGACCCUCUGGCGGUCUUCGCAGUGGACGCCGUCCUUGGGCGUCUCACCUACAGCCCGGACACACCAGUUGGGGACGCGGCAAAGCUCUACUGGCACUUUUAUCGAGCUGACCAAUCGGGUGCAGCCGGGCUGGUCAUCACUCUCUUCCUCUACGCGGUCGUGUUCCUGCUCUCCAUCACCAUCCUCUCCAUUUACCUGCUCAGAUUCCACAACGAUGGCCACAUGCUGGACAUCUUUCAGCGGCUUACAGCCAAAGAGGGGACGUACUUCCUGCCUCAAGAUCUGGAGCUGUCCAAUCAGGAGCUGAGCUACAUUGUCAAGAAGGCAGAGCAGUGGCGAGGCUUCAAUGGGGAGAGGCGCAAGGUGGCAGUUAAUGACUAUGUCUGGACAGCAGAAGACCCCCUCCCUGAAUCUGCAGCGUCCAGCAAUGAUGCUCUGAGGGACGGCGCCCCCCCGCCAGAGGGCGAGACCAGCACACACGUGGUCGUCCACACCCUGUACCUGAGUGGGCAGAAGCAAAGAUACAGACACUUCCUCCGACAGUCUAACGGGGCCAUCGUUGAGGGUCCCAUCGUGUCGAGCCGGUAG
Messenger RNA from Platichthys flesus (European flounder), 2889 nucleotides. RefSeq names its product orofacial cleft 1 candidate 1 (gene ofcc1). The transcript has 19 exons. Lineage: Eukaryota; Metazoa; Chordata; Actinopteri; Pleuronectiformes; Pleuronectidae. Bases 1 to 2889 code for a protein of 962 amino acids. Gene Ontology annotation, cellular component: perinuclear region of cytoplasm. The record is from RefSeq and is a predicted model, not a curated record.